UUCCAACUUGUGAUCAUUCAUUAUGAAGACUGCAGUGGUUCUCGUCUCUGUUCGGCCUUGGUCUUUGCGGGUCUCUCGUCCGCCAGUGUCGCCAGGAUUGGGAGUUGGGUAAUGGCGAGAAGUCCUGCUACAAAGUCGUGAAACUACAGACAUCUUGGGCCCAGGCCUACAUGUGGUGCACAGUGAUGAGGUCCCAUCUCGCCGACAUCACCAGCCAGUUUGAACAGGACUCAGUUGCCGACAUCCUCAAGACCAAGUACAGCGAAUACUAUGAGCAGUUCUGGAUUGACCUGAGCGACAUGUCAACUGAGGGUGACUGGCGUCUGAUGACCUUCAACCAAAACACGACUUUCACCCCCUGGAUCCAAGGUCAGCCCAACAACUAUGACCAGGCUGAGAACUGCGCCCACAUCAACGCCAAGCCGUCCCGCAACUUCAUGUGGAACGACCACAACUGUCAGGCCCAGCUCAACUUCAUCUGCGAAGCUUACCCGGAGGAGGUCUACGUGGACUAGACAACAUCUGAACACCUGAGAUGCUGACAAGGAUGUUACAGUUUUUGGGUCUUUUCCUGUAUUUAAUAUAUACAUGUGUGUUGUCUUGUGUAAAUAAACAGCCUUUCUGAAACCAUAA
Messenger RNA from Haliotis rubra (blacklip abalone), 633 nucleotides. RefSeq names its product perlucin-like. The coding region runs from base 171 to 515 and encodes 114 amino acids. Gene Ontology annotation, cellular component: external side of plasma membrane. NCBI's taxonomy places the organism in Eukaryota, Metazoa, Mollusca, Gastropoda, Lepetellida, Haliotidae. The transcript has 5 exons. Gene Ontology annotation, biological process: biological process involved in interspecies interaction between organisms. The record is from RefSeq and is a predicted model, not a curated record. Gene Ontology annotation, molecular function: carbohydrate binding.